AUGGAGAAUAGAAACAACGUGACAGAGUUUGUUCUACUGGGGCUCACAGAGAAUCCGAAGAUGCAGAAAAUCAUAUUUGUUGUCUUUUUGGUGAUUUACAUAAUCUCUGAGGUAGGAAAUAUGCUCACCGUGGUCACUAUCACUGCCAGCCCAUUAUUGGGGUCUCCCAUGUACUAUUUCCUGGCCUAUCUCUCUUUCAUUGAUGCCUGUUAUACUUCUGUUAUUACCCCUAAACUGAUCAUAGAUUCACUCCGUGAAAAGAAGACCACCACAUUCAAUGCAUGUAUAAUCCAAAUCUUUGGAGAACAUUUCUUUGGAGGUGCUGAUAUCAUCCUACUUACUGUGAUGGCCUAUGACCGCUAUGUGGCCAUCUGCAAGCCAUUGCACUACACGACCAUCAUGAAUCGGCAUGUGUGUGGCCUGUUAAUGGGAGGGGUGUGGGUGGGAGGCUUUCUUCAUGGAGCCAUACAGAUCCUCUUUAUCAUCCCUUUACCCUUCUGUGGCCCUAAUGUCAUAGAUCACUUUAUGUGUGAUCUGAACCCUUUGCUCAACCUUGCUUGCACUGAUACCCACACUCUAGGGAUCUUUGUUGCUGCCAACAGUGGUUUCAUCUGUGUCUUCCUCUUCCUCCUCUUAGUCAUCUCCUAUGUGGUCAUUCUGUACUCCCUAAGGAAGCACAGCUCGGAGGCAAAGCGUAAAGCCCUCUCCACCUGUGUCUCCCACAUCACAGUAGUUAUCCUAUUCUUUGUGCCUUGCAUUUUUGAGUACAUGAGACCUGUGACUACUUUAUCUAUUGAUAAAGCAGUCACAGUGUUCUACACUAUGAUAACACCAAUGUUAAACCCCUUAAUCUAUACCUUAAGAAAUGACCAGAUGAAAAACGCCAUUAGGAUAUUGUGUAGUAGAAAAGCUAUUUCAAGUGAGAAAUAA
Messenger RNA from Enhydra lutris kenyoni (northern sea otter), 930 nucleotides. Its product is annotated as olfactory receptor 4C46-like. Gene Ontology annotation, cellular component: membrane. Bases 1 to 930 code for a protein of 309 amino acids. NCBI's taxonomy places the organism in Eukaryota, Metazoa, Chordata, Mammalia, Carnivora, Mustelidae. Gene Ontology annotation, molecular function: olfactory receptor activity; G protein-coupled receptor activity. The record is from RefSeq and is a predicted model, not a curated record. The transcript has a single exon. Gene Ontology annotation, biological process: G protein-coupled receptor signaling pathway.